AUGUCGAAAGAAUUGAAAUCACCCUCCAAGGAUGGAAAGCGGAAGGGCAAGGCCUCGGACGCCGUUCCUUCACCUAAAAAGUCCAAAAAGGCUUCUACUUCGUCGCACCCCGUACCAUCUUCCUCUGCAUCCACAUCGAAAUUGAAGAACAAGGCUGGAGCAGGUCAGGCCACGCUCAAGGUCAACGGAUUCAAGUCAGGUCUCAAACAGCUCAGCCAGUCGGGUGCUGCAUUUGCCUCGUUUGCCGACUACAAUCCCGCACCAUCGACCAGGUUCAGCCUCUACCGUGCUGACGGUCUGCCGGACGAGGUGGGCGCAUCUAUCAACAAUGCAGACGAGAGGCUCUUGCUUGCGGGAGAGACGGAUACGAUGGCGUACGUCGGCAACAACUUCGAAUUCGGUAGCAGUGCAGAGGCUCGAGGAUACACGGGUGAAUACAUGGUCGGAAUCUACGAUCCUUCGAGCAGCUCGGUAACGCUGCGUGCCGUGCCCACGUUUCAGGUGACACGAUCUAUCAAGGCCAACAGCUCGCUCUCCUCAAUUUCGAGCACUCGUACUUUCGCUGAUUACGGCGAGAUGACGGCGGCACGCAGAGCUCUUGGUGAUGCUUUCGGUAACCGCAAGCAGAAGGCCAACGCUCGAAAUCAGGACCGAAUGAAGGUCGACACUGCCAACAUGGAAGUCAUCCUCGACGACUUUACUGGAGGUAUCCAGGACAACCUUGCAUCUCUUCCAUCCCUGGAUGAAGUGCUUGCUUCUUCGACAUCCUCUCGACCCAUGCCACCUGCCAACUUGGACGCUAAGCACCCUGCUGAAGCCUAUAGGAUUUCAGACCUCAUCCCCAGCGACAUUUUCGGAUCACUACCGAUUCAGAAGCUCAUCGACAACGUCGACGACCACGAAGCACUCAAGGAGCUUUUACCGUACUCGAAAGAGUUUCCCGCUUGGAUUUGGUCGCGAUUGUUGGACAACCUGCAGCGCAGUUCGCACCUGGCUGGUAACAGCAGUGGCAAAAAGCACACCACGUUUUCCGACGACGAAGACGAUGCUGAAGCGACUGCCAACGGCGCCGCUGGUGACGAUUUGAUGAUGAUGCCCGCUCUGGGCGCAACCGAAGACAAGGAAGAUGCAAAGGACAAAGUUCGCAUCGCCUAUUACAUGUCGCUUCUGUGGUUCAUCCAGAGCCGACCCAAAUCUGUGUCGCAGCGAGGUAAACUCAUCAGCAGUCUCAAGCUCGAUGGCGAAGACGCUAACAAGCGCAUCAUCAAAGCCAUCCUCAGCACAUUCACCGAGACGCCUGCCAACUCGGAACGUGCAGUCAUGUCGGCAUUCCACCAAACCAAGGUGCUUGCCUACAUGUGUGCUCUUGCGUUGCACUUGGACAACUUUUCCGUGGACCAUGACAAGCUCGCUCGCAACUGCAACAUCCCGCCUGCUACAUUGCGCGAGCUCUUUAGGACCCUGGGUUGCACGUCGUCGGUGGUGGGUGGAGAGAAGAGGAUGGUUCUCAAGACGCCGUUCACGCUCCCCCAGCCUAGGAAGGGCAAGGCUGGUGGACGAUAG
Messenger RNA from Mycosarcoma maydis (corn smut), 1563 nucleotides. RefSeq lists its product as uncharacterized. The coding region runs from base 1 to 1563 and encodes 520 amino acids. Gene Ontology annotation, biological process: transcription elongation by RNA polymerase I; nucleolar large rRNA transcription by RNA polymerase I; RNA polymerase I preinitiation complex assembly. NCBI's taxonomy places the organism in Eukaryota, Fungi, Basidiomycota, Ustilaginomycetes, Ustilaginales. Gene Ontology annotation, molecular function: DNA binding. The record is from RefSeq and is a predicted model, not a curated record. The transcript has a single exon. Gene Ontology annotation, cellular component: RNA polymerase I complex.